Molecule: messenger RNA, 1731 nt
Organism: Debaryomyces hansenii CBS767
Lineage: Eukaryota; Fungi; Ascomycota; Pichiomycetes; Serinales; Debaryomycetaceae
Exons: 1
Coding region: 1-1731 (576 amino acids)
Biological process (GO): xenobiotic detoxification by transmembrane export across the plasma membrane
Cellular component (GO): membrane
Molecular function (GO): xenobiotic transmembrane transporter activity; antiporter activity
Source: RefSeq, a predicted model, not a curated record
AUGUCCUACAGGGGAGAAUCCAAUAAUGAAUUUUCACCAUUAGCAAACAGCGGAUUUCUGUAUGAUGCAACAAGAAAUGAGGAUUUAGAUGAAUCUGAGGUCAUCACGUAUAUUCAGAAGAGAAGAGCUUCUAUUGCCUCAUGUGGAACUGAUAAGAUCCCAAGUAGCUUGAUUUUAACCCAGGGCGGAACAAAGCACCAUUUAGAGAGAGGUAAUGAAGAGAUGAUGACCAUGUCUAGAUCGAAUGCAUCAUUCGUUGGCGAUGUCCUAUCUCACGCGAGCGGAUUAUUGGCUGAACCAGAAACAGAUAUCAAAACAGAAAUUACGGUUUUGUUUGAAUAUUCAAUUCCAUUGAUUAUCACAUUUUUGUUGCAAUAUUCAUUAACAGUUGCAUCGGUAUUUUCGGUUGGGAGACUAGGUCUGAAGGAAUUGGCGGCUGUUAGCUUAUCUUCAAUGACGGCCAAUAUUUCAGGUUACGCUAUAAUACAGGGAGUUUCUACGUGUCUUGAUACUCUAUGUGCACAGGCAUAUGGUAGAAAAGAGUUUAACGCCGUUGGGGUGCACUUUUUCAAGUGCAAUUAUUUAUUAUUUUUGUUGUGUAUUCCCAUGUUCUUACUAUGGGUAUUUGGGUCAAAACCAAUUCUUUUGAUAAUUAUUGGUAAUGAGAAGGAGGAGUUGUGUACAUUUGCCUCUCAAUACCUUCGAGUUCUAAGUUUAGGGUUGCCGGCAUUCAUCCUCUUUGAAAAUGGCAAGCACUUUUUGCAAGCUCAAGGUAUAUCUCAUGCAUCAACUUAUGUAUUGGCUAUAUGUGCACCAUUGAAUGCAUAUCUUAAUUAUUUGUUGGUAUGGAACAAAUCUAUUGGUAUGGGUUUUGUAGGAGCUCCUAUAUCUGUAUCAAUAACAAACUGGUUGAUGUGUAUUUUACUUUACUCCUAUAUUUGGUUAGUUAAGGGUAAAGAAUGCUGGCCUAACACAGGUUUGCUUUCGCCCGUGUUGUUUCGAAAUUGGAGUAGAAUGAUAAACCUUUCGAUACCUGGAGUAUUGAUGGUAGAGGCAGAGUGGUUAGCAUUUGAAAUCAUUACGUUUACUGCAUCUAAGUUUGGCACUGACGUUUUAGCUGCUCAAUCAAUUGUCUCUACCACCUGUGUCCUACUUUAUCAGAUACCUUUCGCAAUAUCAAUUGCUAUUUCAACUAGAGUUGCCUGGUACAUUGGUGCCGCCGCGAAGAAACCCGCCAAGUGUGCAACAACAGUUGCAAUCUACGUUUCAUUACUACUAGGGUUUAUUAAUGGAUCUUUUUUGUUCUGGUUUAGAGAUGUAUUGGCUUCCCUCUACACCACCGAUUCCCAUGUCAUUAAACUUACCUCAAAGGUAUUAAUAAUUGCUUCGAUAUACCAAAUUAACGACUUCUUAUCGUGCUCGACAGGGGGGAUUUUAAGAGGUCAAGGCAGACAAAAAAUAGGCGGAAUAUUAAAUCUAAUAUCCUACUACUGCAUUGCGUUACCUUGCGCCUUUACAUUUGCAUUCUACUUUAAAUUGGAAUUGGUAGGUUUAUGGCUAGGUAUGAUUAUUGCUCUCUUUUUCGUUUCUACCCUACAAUACUACUUUGUAUUAGCUAGUGACUGGGAUUAUAUUAUCAGUGAAUGCAUCAGUGAGAGUGUAUUCGACGAUGGCUUCAAUACAGAUGUACAUUCCAUGGUUCCUAGUAUGAGCAGUUCGCGUUUUGCUUAA